Mauremys reevesii (Reeves's turtle) is the source of this 6018-nucleotide messenger RNA. It is a transcript of the gene RPGRIP1L, whose product is annotated as RPGRIP1 like. Gene Ontology annotation, molecular function: thromboxane A2 receptor binding. Bases 145 to 4050 code for a protein of 1301 amino acids. Gene Ontology annotation, biological process: non-motile cilium assembly; retinal rod cell development. The transcript has 27 exons. Gene Ontology annotation, cellular component: photoreceptor connecting cilium. The record is from RefSeq and is a predicted model, not a curated record. NCBI's taxonomy places the organism in Eukaryota, Metazoa, Chordata, Testudines, Geoemydidae.
CCGUCGGAGGAAGUGACCUUUUUGCGUAGCAACAGCCUCUGUUGCUAACGGAGUAUGAGCGGCUGCGGGGAGAGAGGAGCACGCAGGGCCGUGAGUGCGCCGGGAGUUUUACCGCCUUUGGGGCAGGGGGCCGUCGGAUAAACCAUGUCUGCUCCAGCUGAUGAAACUGCAGGAGACCUGCCUGUGAGAGAUGUAGGUCUAAAUCUAGCUGGAAUUGGAGGAUUACAAGAAUCAUCUGCUGCCCAGAAUGUGAAGGCUCGGCAAGCUGUCUCACGGAUUAGUCGUGAGGAGCUAGAAGACCGUUUCCUGCGUUUGCAUGAUGAAAACAUCUUACUUAAGCAACAUGCACAUAAGCAAGAAGAUAAAAUUAAAAGAAUGGCCACCAAGUUAAUUCGGCUUGUUAAUGACAAGAAAAGAUCUGAGCAGAUUGGAGGUGGCCCCAAGCGGUUGGGCCAGGAUGUGGAACUUGAAGAAAUGAUUGAGCAGCUGCAAGAGAAAGUUCGUGAGCUUGAGAAACAAAAUGAAGGCAUCCGCAAGAGACUCAUUUCAACCAAACAGCAGCUCCAAGUUCAAGGCCAUCGGCACACUCCAUACAGCUAUGUUCAAUCUCGCAUUAACACUGGUCUCAGAAAAGUGAACGAGGCUGUCGCCAUCCAAGAUCGCACAAGGAAAGGAAUGAGAUUUCAGGAUGUAGAACUGAGAUCCCCCCAACCCGUGCUCCCAAGAUACGGACAUAGUUUGCUUGAAGAAGCAAGGGCUGAGAUAAGAAAUUUGGAAAACGUGAUUGAGUCACAAAAGGGACAGAUUGAAGAAUUGGAGCACGCUGGAGAGGUACUAAGGAGUCAGAUAAGGAAGAAGGAAAAAGAGUUUGAAGAAUCUGUUCUGCAACUGAAAGAGCAACAAGCAACAGGGCAAAGGUUAAACAUUCGGGACAAUGUGGAAAUGAUAAAGCUCCACAAACAACUGAUGGAGAAAAGCAAUGCUCUCGCAGCAAUGGAAGGGAAAUUUCUUCAGCUUCAAGAGAGUCAAAGGAACCUUAAGGCCAGCCAUGAUGCUUUAAUGGCAAACGGGAAUGAACUCAAUCUGCAGCUUAAAGAACAGCGUUUGAAGUGCCUCCAUCUUGAGAAAGAAUUACAGUCGAUGACUUUUUCAAAACAAAGGAUAGAAGAGUUGCAGGAUAGAAUUAAUGACCUAGAAAAGGAGAGGGAUCUUUUAAAGGAAAAUUAUGAUAAACUAUAUAACAGUGCCUUCAGUGUGAGCCAUGAACAGCAAUGGAAGUUAAAGGAACAGCAACUGAAAUUACAAAUUGCUCAACUUGAGACUGCCUUAAAGUCUGACUUAGCAGACAAAAGUGAAAUCCUUGACAGAAUGAAACUAGAAAGAGACCAAAAUGAGAAGCUGACCCAAGAGAACAAAGAACUGCAAUUGCAUUAUCUGGAACACAAGCAACAGCUAGAUGAACUGAAAAAUCGCAUGAAGUUUUUCACCAAGGAGAGUGAUACUGAAAUGGCAGAACUCAGUGAAGCCCUCAUGCUUAUAAAGGUUCGCAAACAGCAGAAGAAUGGGGACCUUACCUUUUUAGAGAAAAUAGAAGAUGACAUCCAUAAAGACAUGGAAUACGCCAUGCGGGAUCUUCAAGCAACACAUGCAGAAACAGUGCAAGAACUUGAAAAGACACGGAAUAUGUUAAUUGUGCAGCAUAAAAUUAACAAAGAUUAUCAGACUGAAGUUGAAGCAGUGACGCAGAAGAUGGAGGGUUUACAGAAAGAUUAUGAGUUAAAACUUGAACAGUAUGUCCAUCUCCUUGACAUUAGGGCUGCACGCAUCCGAAAAUUAGAAGCUCAACUAAAGGAUAUUGCCUAUGGUACCAAACAGUACAAAUUCAGACCAGAAAUCCUGCCAGAGGAUCCAGUAGAUGAAUUUGAUGAAACUGUCCACUUAGAAAGAGGAGAAAACCUGUUUGAAAUUCACAUCAGCAAAGUGAUAUUUUCUACAGAAGCUGUGCAUGCUUUUGGUGACCAGGAACCUGUAACUUUCUGCACCUAUGCAUUCUAUGACUUUGAACUACAGACAACCCCAGUAGUUCGUGGUCUUAAUCCAUCCUAUAACUUCACUUCACAGUAUCUUGUGCGCGUUGAUGACUUCUUUUUGCAAUACAUACAGAAAAGCACUAUCACUCUUGAAGUUCAUCGUGCCUUAGGCACAGAUUAUGAAACAGCUGCAGCAUGUCAGCUGAGAUUCCAUGAAAUCUUGGAAAAUAAUGGCAGGAUCUAUAGUACAGCAAUUUUAGUUGGAACUGGAGGACAUAUCCCAAACUAUGGCACAGUGGAUUACUGGGUCAGGUUAAGAGUUCCUAUGGAUCAGGCUAUCAGACUCUACAAAGAGAGGUCAAAAGCUCUGGGAUACAUAACAUCCAAUUUAAAGGAACAUGAAAAAGCCCCACAGUUAAAGCAACCGAUACACAGAACUGCCCAAGUCAGCACUUCAGCAGAUGGCGACUUAAAUGAGCUUCAUAUUACAAUAAAAUGUUGUUAUAAUCUCAAGUCCCGAAAAAACCACCUUCAGCCAAAUCCUUAUGUUGUCUACAAGUUCUUUGAUUUUGCAGACCAUGAUACUCCCAUUAUUCAUAGCAGCAACAGCCCUCAAUUUGACGAUCAUAUGUGUUUUCCAGUGCCAAUGAAUACAUAUUUAGACCAAUAUUUAAAAUCGGAAUCUUUGACUUUUUAUGUGUUUGAUGAUGGUGAAAAAGAAGAAGGUGUUUAUGUAGGGAAAGCCAUUGUUCCUCUUAUCUCUUUAGCACAUGACAGAUACAUCUCAGGUACAUUUGAACUAACAGAUUCUGAAGGACAUUCUUCUGGCACCAUCAACGUUGAACUAAAAUGGAGGUUUGCCUAUCUACCUCCAAGUGGAUCAGCAGUGGCAGCAGACCUAGCGAGUUACAUCCAAAAUGAAAAAUCAGUGGCAACUAAAUUACCAGUGAAGGAGGAAGUGCCGACUCUAACCCUGACCCCUUCUUUUACUUCAUCAAUGACAAAGUUCCCAGAAAAGGAACUGACGGAAAUACAGACAUCGGGAGAACAUGAGAGGAAAAAAGACACUCAGAGGCUGAAUUUUGAGGCACCAAAGCCCAAACCAAGACAGCGUACUGCUCUAGCAGACAAGAAAGUGUCUUUUAUGGAUGUCAGCAUACUACAGAUUCCAAGCCCUAUUGCUGAUGAAGACAAUGAAGAAAUUUCACAGAAAAUUAAGGCUGAUACACCCACUGUUUCAAAUGUUCCAGAGGUUAUACAGGAAAGAGUGGCCGAUGAUAAAGUAAAGGAAACUUCUGGAGAAAUUCAGCAGGAAAAAGAUGACCUCUCUCAGCUAUCUGAGGGUCAAUUGGCUGACCAGAGCUCGGCUACUUCUGGAGAUGAAACAGAAAUAACUGAGGAAUUGGAACCAGAAGAUCAAGAUAAUAGACAGGCAACUGAUGCCAUGGAAUCAAUAAUAACUGACAGUGAUGACUGUAUUGUUCCUAGCCCAGUGUCCAAGAAUAUUAAACAGUCAAUAGAAAAAAUUCGGAUUGAGAUUAUAUCCCUAAGUCUCACGGAUUCCCGAGUUGCAAUGGAUGACACAAUACAGCGACUGUUUGUAGAAUGCAGAUUCUACAGUUUCCUUGCGGAAGAGACACCAGUGUCACUUCCUAAACCAAAAAGUGGACAGUGGGUUCACUACAAUUAUAGCAAUGUGAUUCACGUGGAUAAGGUGAAUAACCAUGCAAGGAGAGAAUUCCUAAAGUCUGUACUUGAAGAAUCAGAGUUGAAUACUGGCAGCAUACGAUUUACCGUGGUUAGUGACCCUCCAGAAGAUGAACAAGAUCUUGAGUGUGAAGACAUUGGCUUUGCUUACGUCAGUCUAACGGAGAUAUUUCAGAAAGAAAAAGACAUAAUUGAGCAAGAUAUUGAUGUUUUCGAUUCACAAGAUGAUAGUGCAGUAAUUGGAAAGCUCAAAGUAACAGUGGAGGCCCUCCAUGCUCUGCGCUCAGUCUAUGAGGAACACAAAGAUGACUAGGAGGCAUGAAAGAAAAGUGUGCCUACAGAUGCUGCUUCUCCCAGUGUAAAUACAUUCUUGAUAGCUCUUCGAAGAUGAGAUUUUUGUAAUUACUACAGUAUAUUUAAUGUAUAAUUUAUAUGAAAAGGAUGCUUGAUUUAUAGUUGUAAAGUUUUGUAUACUUUUCAGUCUGUUUGUUUUUAUAUUUCCCCCUAAGGCUAAGACUCCCUCCACAAUGGACAACGUCUUGUAAAUAAUUAAUACCUACAUGAUUGAAUGAUGUGCUUUAUUUGCAUUUUCAACAUUUUUUCUUACAUAAAACAGUAAUAAAAAUGCAAGUUGAAUUUUUAAUUUUUAAUAAAAAAGCUUACGCCUUAGAAAACUGAUUAAAAAUACUUUUAUGUUAUCCCUAAUCACCCCACUAAAUGCAAUGCCUGUGAUUAGCCUCAUUAAGAAUUUUAUACUGUGAAGAUUUUAUUAGAAGCAAUAUAUGAAAAUUACUUGGAUUAAUGUGUUAAUCUGCCUCUUUAAAAUGCUAAUAUCCAUUUUAUGCACAUUAAAUCUCAGUAUGCGUUUUCUUUGAUGCGUGCAGUUUCUAUCAAUUAAAUAUAAAGAAUGAGGCUAGUCGCAGAGACUUAUUAAAUUAUUGCAAGCUUUUUUUAAAAUAACUUUUGCCUUUCUACUAACAUUAUAAGUAGUUGUUUAUGAUUACCAUGAUUUGAAGGAGGGGGAGGGUGACUCAAUUUUCAUAUACAGUAAAAGAGAUUUACAGUUUCAACCAACAGCUAUCAAAGCACAGAAAGAAAAUAUAAAAGAAUCAAUCAGAUUCUGUUCUGCUUAGUUUGAGCUGUAGGGACAGGCAAGUGUUUUUUGAUCACUUUUAAAACUUACAUCAAACACAUACAAUGAUCCUUGUAUCUGGAUAACCGGUGGCUAGAAAGGAGCUUGGAAAGUUAAUUUUCUAGCUUUUAACCAAUCUCAAUGAAAGAUUUAAUUGAUAUUUUUAAUGGAGCUGUGAAUCAAUGCAGCAAAAGGAUUGUCUCUGGAGAACUAGGAUAUAAUGCAUUUCAUUUUUUAAUUUACUUUGUCAUUUUCUUCAAAGGAUUUUAUAGGCUGUGGGUUUUCACUGUUUGCAAACAGGCUAUGUUUCUUCAUAAGCAUAUGUAAAGUAUUCAGAGAGAUAAGUAAUUUAUUAAAAUCUACCUAAUUUGCCGUGAUAUAUUAAAUCUCUGCUUCAGUGAUCACAGACCAUUUCAUUUAGAGAAUUAGGCAUUCGCUCUUUGUGUGAUUAAACCUCUGGAAAAUGAGUUCUUUGCUCCUAUUUGUGAACAUUCAAAGCCUGCUAAUGGCAAGAAGAUGGAAUAGAUUAUGAGACAAUUCAUUACAGUUCAACAGCAAAAAAAAAAGCAGCUAUAAUGCAAAAAAGCAAGUUUGAAUAUCUGCAUACAGUUUGAACCAUCUGUGCUCUAAUCGUGUUGUUAAUGCCUCUUCGUCUUUAGGAGGCUUUGAAAUGACAUCCAUACAAUAUUAAUUUGUUGAUGUACAUUAUGAGGCCAAUGGAAUAUAUUUUGACCACAGAUAUCUCUAAAUUCUACAUGAACUGAUGAAUGCCUCCAUUUUAGGGCCUACCAUCUACAGGAGCAGUAUUGCUCUCAUCCAGACUUUGUAAAUCCUCAUAAUUCAAUCCUCUGGAACAUUCUGGAGACCGCAGGCAUUUACAUUCCUAAACUCCUCCAUUCCUUGUAAACAGCCAUAUGUAUGUUUGUCACUUGGGCUGGCUCUUAGCUCAUUAUUUUGGACACUAUUUCUAGCUUUCUUUGGCACUGUGUAUCUGUAUUGUCAUUAAGACUGUUGUUAUGUAUUUUGGUAAUUUAAAACAGCUAGAUUCAACACUGAGAUUAACCAAGUGGCUUUUCAGAAAUGUAGUUGUGGUAUUCUACCAGGAGGUUCAUAUUAUUAUUCCGAUACUUGCAACCCAUACUAAAUAUC